Molecule: messenger RNA, 6857 nt
Organism: Procambarus clarkii (red swamp crayfish)
Lineage: Eukaryota; Metazoa; Arthropoda; Malacostraca; Decapoda; Cambaridae
Gene: ssp3
Product: short spindle 3
Molecular function (GO): nucleic acid binding; zinc ion binding
Source: RefSeq, a predicted model, not a curated record
AAGGACCACACGUUAUUGCUAACAUGUGUUUAGCAAGGUGUAUGGCAUAUAUGAGUGUUUGUACUUGCCUAAUUGUGCAGUUCAGGGUUAGGCUUCCGAACUUCGGCGUCGCCUUUCCACCUUCAAUCAACUGCAAGAUGUGUGUGUGUAAAAACAUAAUAUCAUGAAGGGAGGCAGCAGUGACAGUCACAAUACUGAUUCUCAGGAUGAAGUUGUGGAGCGUGUCAAGGCUCGCCUGCAGGAAGAAGGGCGGGAGGCUCGCAACCUUGUUGCUUAUUCCUUACCACUUCAGGACCCACCUCACGCUGAAUCUGCAAUCGUAUGGCAUCGAGAAGUCAGGCGAGUGGCAGAGAUGAUCCCACGACGUGGAUCAAAGCAAGAUAAACGUCCGAGAUCGGCAUCAGCAGGUCGUGAUCCCCAGGCCAGUUUGCGUGCCCGCCACUGGGGCUUCCUUUUCCGAAAUUUGCAACAAGCAGUGGAUGAGAUCUACCAAACAUGUGAAGAUGAUGAAAGCAUUGUGGAGUGUAAGGAGGCAAUUCUAAUGUUAGAACGCUACAGCAGUGACUUCCAGAAACUCAUAGAAUGGUUGAAAUUAAAGUGGGAAUAUGAGCACACACCUCCCCCUCAACGGCCGAACUCCUUGACGUGGGAAAUUCGCACAUCUUCCCCUGGAAAGGCUUUACAACAUGACCGUAAGAUCUUGACUGUUAGUGAUGCAAGAAGAGCUCUCACAUUUGAUACUAAACAAGGACGUCCUGGUCUUAUGAAUGGUAAUGUACAAGAAGAAAAAACUGUUGACAAACUCCAGUCAUCUAAACAGGAUGCAUUGGACAGUGAUGUAAGGAUUUUAUCUGGGGUAAUUUCACCAACUAAACCAGUCAUAGUAGUGCACGAGGCAAACGUGGAUGAACGACAAAAGAAUACUCAAUUUUCCAUUUCGGUGGAGAAAGGAGAGGUCCAAAAUGAAAGAGUUUUGGAAAAGGUUAAUGAAUGUGAUGGAAAUGAGGCGAGUGAAAUGAAUGAUAUUGAGAAUUCGGAUGAAAAUUUGACACAAAAAGAAGAAAAUGUGCAAAAUGCUAUUACAAAAAUUGCGGAAAAUUGUGUUGAAAAUGGGAAACUGACAGACGUAAUGGAAGGUGACACAAUAACUGAAAAAGAAAGUAUAGAAAAAGUGAUUAAUAAUAAUGCUACUGUUAAAGUUGUAGACCGGAAAGUAGAAUGUGAAGAUAAAACUUGUCAGGAGGAUGCAAAUAAUUCAUGUAAAGUCAUUAAUUGUUCGGAAGCAUUUGAAGAUUCUUUGAAAAUGAACUCUGAUAAGGACUUCAGUACUCACUUCAAGGUUUCAGAUAGCCCAAAAUCUAAGGAAACUAAAUCGGUUCGAAGUAAUACUACAAUAGUAGGCUUAAAAUCAAAAGAUAAUAGUUUAUCGUUACCAAUAAAGGCAAGUGAUACUAAUAAAAUUGCUGAAGGGAAGACGUGCGACGUGAAAACAAGUGAGAGUGGAGAAGUGAAACGUUCAUGUGCAGAUGUUUUGCAGGGAAAAAGUCCAAUGCAGAAGCCUGGACCAACUGUAAAUAUGAAUAAAGCAUCCCAAGUACGUCAGGCAUUUAACCAAAACAAAACUCCACCUAAACAACUUCGUUCCAUGAGUGCCAACAGCCGACUGUCUUCUGUGUCUAGAUCCUUUGAUAUCAAGACCAAUAUAUCUAAACAACAGGGUGCCGGUGGCAAGUUAACUUACCGAAGAGUAGAAGGUAAAGCAGCCCACAGCCCUCCAUUGACACGCAGACAGACGGUGGAUCCCUUACGUAGCGGCAGUGGUGGUGGUUCCAGACACACGGCCCCAAAUGCAAUCACCAGGUCAUAUUCUUCAUUAGGAACAAUGAGUAGAGGUUUGGCUCGUGGAAACGUCAACCUUGCAGAUUCACGCAUGGGCAAAUGCUAUGGGAGCAGCUCAUUCUCAAAUAAUGGUGUUGGAAAUCAUGAGAGAACAGCUUCCAGUUCAUCACUCUCCAGCAGCACAUCAUCAAGUGGCCAGUCAUGGGCAGAUAAAGUUCGUGGUGCUCCACUCUCCCUCCAGUCAUCAAGGCUCUCUCUCCAAGAUGAUGGAGAAGGAUGGGAAGUUGUCCGGCGAGGAAGGCGAAGUCAUGGGGGCAGUACAGCAUCACUUAAUAGCAACAAUCACCAAGGCCAUAACAGUCCUUCUGUGAAGGACACACGUAGCGGCAGCUUGAAGAUGGAUGGUCACUAUGGUAGAGAAAUAAAGCAACGUUUUCAUGUUCCCAGUUCUGCCAUGUCUAUGCCAUCCUUGAUCAUUUGUGAGAGCAGUGUGUCAAAUGAUGUGUCAAAAGCUACUGGAGAAACUAACAACUUGUGUCAAAGGAGAAAUAGUCAGAGGAAUUGCCAAGUCUCAAAAAGCCAGAGCUUACCGAGUGGUAAAAAAUCCAUUAGUCACGGUAGUUUAGUUUCCUCAAUAGACAGUGAAGGAAGGGAAGACAAAGUACCAGAUUUUAAGAAACAGUUUCCUAAUGGCUCAAAGAGGACCGAGGGUAGAAAAAGUCGCAGAAAUCCCAAAAGUGUGGAGGAAAUAGGCAAUAAAAGUGAUUUUCAGAGGGAGAAUGAAACCAGUUUUUAUUUAAGUGUUACUGAAAAAGAGAAAAGCCAAAAUACUGUUAACGAGGUAAAAAAGAGCACUUGUGUUGAUGUAAAAAUUACUGAAUGUGAUAUGCAAUCAAAAGAUCAGAAUGAUAAAGACAGCAUGGAGAAUGAGGAAAUGUCGAUGCAGAAAAACUACGAAAGUAGCAUUUCUGAGAACCUACACGAAAGUAAUGGAGCCCUUGUUAGCCACAUAUGUGACCCGUCCAUACCAGAAACCUCGGAAACAAGUGAUGCUGACGAUGAUGAAGGUAAAACCCAAGCUAGUCUGGCAUCUGAAAGUUUGGAAAUUGUUCCUGAACAAGACCUUCUGCAAGCAGAAAGAGAAAGCAGGAGUUAUGACAGUGAUAGUCAGAUGGAUGAAGAGGAAAUGCGUAAAAAUGCGGCUGCUCUUGAAUCUGCUGUUCAGGAAGAGCAGCGUCUAAAACGGCAAAUAGAAGAAACUGAAAAGACCGAGAUAAAGGUGGAGGAUGUUGACGACUGCGAGGAAGAGGGAAGUGAUGUGUUUGGGGCAGGAGGCAGGGCAACAUCACCUCUCACGCCGCCCUACGACAGUCUUCUGUCAUCACUAAGCUGGGCAGACCAAGUAGAUGCAAUGGAGUCGCUGGACGAGCUACGUCACCCUGGCCGUGUUCUACACAUCCACGAGAAGUUAUCAUCCCCAUCCAGAAAGCGGUCAUUAUCAGAAAAGAUGCGACGACAUGAAGAAAAGUUGGCAAAAGCACAGGAACUCCGGGAGAAUUUUAUACAGGCAAAAACAGAUAAAUUGAAAGAUUUAUUUAAGAAGAUUGAAGAGGUACGACAGGACAAGGAAUGUCUAUUAGACAAGAAGAGAGAGUUAUUUCACCGCAAGAUGAAACGAGCUGAAGAAAAACGCAAGCAAUACCUCCAGGAAAUAGUAAACAAAGCCCACGAUGAAGAAAACAAAGCCAAAGAAAUAGCCUUUAUCAAUGGCUUAGAAGCACAGAAUAAACUUCAUGAUAUUAUGCAACAGCACCAAAGCCACGAGUCUCGUUUGGCGGACAUGGCUGAGGAACGUACUCGAAGACAAGAAGAAAAAGCAGCUAAAGAGGUUGCAGCUCAAGAGAGACGCAAAGCACUUGAGGCAGAAAGGCAGGCUAGAAUGGCAGAACUAUGUGAAAAGAGGCGUCGGCGCUGUGAACGUAUUGAUCGGCAGCAAGCAGAACGGCGGGAAGAACUUUUGGAACAGGCUCGAGAGAAAGCAAGAGAUCGUGAGGAGAGAUUGUCGGCACUACAGCAGGCUCAACAAGCUAAAGAGUCUGAAUUGGUCAAGAAGAUUCAACAGAAGCAAGAAGAAUCUGCUCGUCGUCAUGAAGAAAACAUUGAGCAAAUUAGGCAGCGAGCUCUUGAAUCUUCAAUUAUGAAAUAUUCAAGAGGAUGUGAUGAUGCCCCAAGACUUAUCAGAUAUGAGACCAAGAAGCUGUGUACACUUUGCAAUUCACUGAUCACCAGUGAAGUAUACUUGCUGAGUCAUCUUCGUGGGCGCCGGCACCAAGAGGCGUUAAAGGCACUCCAUCAGGCUGAUGUUUUGUCCACUGAAGAUAGUGAAACUUAUAAUCUAAAGCACAUUGUUGAUGCUCCUGCUAAUAUUGAUGAUCCUCAGGUCACAAGAGAUAAAGAGCGACAUAAAGCUCUAAGAAGAAGAUGUAGGAAGAUAAGGACGCGGAUGAUCACGCGUGGAAAAGAAUACAAUAGUGCCUUUAAACCAACCUCUCUUAGAGAUUCUCCCAACAAAGUCCGCAUCAUUAAGGCUCUACAACAAAUAGCAAAACUGGUUGCUAACCAGGGAUCUGGCCCUUGGCCCAGUGCUGACCUGACAGCUUUAGAUAGGCCUUUACUGGAAUUGAUAAGGAUCAUGGACAAGAGAGAGGCUGCAGAUCAGAUGUUAUUCAGUGCACAAGAUGGCUUCUCAAAGAUUGAUUCAGUUUUGAAAGUUAUUUUAGAAUCUAAUGAGCAGAGACCAUGUGUGUUACCAGCAAAGUCUCUGGGAUACAGUGGUCGUGUACUUCUCGGGGUGUGCAGGGCAAACACAAAUAACUGCCGACAUACUCUCUACUCAAAUUUAGUUGGCAGUUUGAUUGACUAUUUGAUGCAACGUCUCAAUGAACUUGUAAUUGAAACAACAAGGGUGGGCAGCAACAGCAGUAUAAACACAAUUGUUAAUCUCCCUGCUGAUACAGCUUCAGCAGCUAUAUUUGAGGUUUUAGCAGAGGUUGUUCAUGUGUUGUGUGAUGGAGAUAUACAGCCUGCCAUUUCUUCACAAGACCAAGCAAUAAAAGACCAGGCAGAUUCCACUUGGCAGCGUCUUCAGGAUAUUGUUAGUUACUGUGUGAGUGUUGGCCUGGCAGAUAAAGUAUCGUGGUACUUUAGCCAUGUGCAGGGACCACUGGAUAAUGAUGCUGGUGUUGUUGAGGUCAUUCUAGCAGCUAUGAGGCUCGUCUCUGCCCUGGCCAAAACACUUGCCAUAAGGUCAUUACCAGAAGAUCCUACACAAUUAAUUGGUACUCUUCAUGUAACUGAUGCCUGUGGGGUAGUUAGCCUUUUGUAUGGUAUUCUUCUGCAUCAAGGGGGCAGAUCAUCUCUGCCUCAGGCACCUCCAAAACUCUCACAAACUACACAUGCCAUUACUGUUGCAGCUACCACAUUACUGCACAACCUCGCUUCCCUGGAUCUCGCCAUGUUUCAGGGUGUGCUGGGGAGUGAAGGCAUUUCCUUGGAGUUUCGUCAUAUUGCCAGUUAUCUCCUCUGGUACUGUUCACACUGGCCUUGUGAGGAUAUUCUCCACAACAUUAUUCCUCUUGUUGGAUUCUUUGCUGUAAACAAUAGAGAAAAUCAGAUGGUGAUACAGAGCGGUGAAGUACCAAGUGUGUUGCAGCAGUUGUGCAAUCUUCCAUGGCAGUACUUUAGUGAGCCCAACCUCACAGCUGUGCUCUUCCCUACUCUAUUAGCCUGCUGCCUUCAUAAUCAUGAUAACAUGAUUAUUCUCCAACAGGAGAUGAGCUUCCAGGUUCUAGAGGACUUCCUACAUAAUAAUCAAGCUUCGGAUAAGCCUCUUAUCCACAUACUUGAGAGAACUCAUGUUCAGGGCUGAGAUUGCUCACCACGGCAAUGUUACAGUGUUGCCACACCAUCUGCCUUCUUAUCUGUUGUAACUGUAACUUACUUCUUAAUUACUUUAUGUCUCGCCAUUAGUGUGUAAUGCUGGGUGUGUUGAUUAUCAUGAUAUAUUGUUUUCAUACUUGGUAUUACAUUGUAUUGUAAUAGAAUCUCAGACAACAACACGUAUGCAUUAUGUUCUAAGAUAUUACACUUACAGAUUAUUCUGUACUAAAUAUAACCUUGAGCAUUAACAUUUCAAUUAAAUUAAAUGAAGUUAUCAGUGUACUGUAGAUGAGAUUACUGUUAUGUUCUUUAAUAAGUUUUGUACUAAAUAGUUAUGUAGCAAGUCAAUUUUAUAUCAGAUUAGCAAAACUGCAACUGUAAGCAGCUUAUUGGUUAAUACGUGUUUUGUUUCGGUGACUUAAUUAGUGCACAUUACUCUCUGUUUAAACAAUUAUCAUAACAUUUAUUUAAGCAUUUAAAUAUUUUCAAAUGACACAUACUGCUGAGAUUAUGAAAUAAUUUUUAUUAACCUAAUGAAAGAAGAUCUUCAUUAUUUGGUCAAGUGACUACUUGAGGUGUUUUGUUUUCAUAAUAAGCAGUGACAAAAAUGGUAAUGUGUAUACUCUUAGUUUGACUUCACUCAGGAUGUUUACAACUGUUAGAUUGUACCGUAGUGCCAUCUUACACCAUCUUACACAUUUUUCAGCUGCGUAAUGUAAGUCAUACAAGGUUAGUUGUCAUAAAAAUGUGAUGCAGCAUUCUUUAACAUGGUAAUACACAAUAUAUGAAGACCCUGUCAUGUAUGUCUCAAUUAAGAAAGGCUUAAGACGUUCUGAGCAUUCACAUCAUAGCUACAAAUACUUUGUAACAUACGCUGUGUACACUUGAGUAAAUGUGUGGUAGUUUACUGCUGUAGGAAGGUGUUUUGUAACGUGAUCGUCUUUAUCUACAUGUGUGGAGGUUUAUAAACAAAGAAAAUGACACUACAUAUAGUUGUAUAAUAUCCAAAUUUAAAGCAAAAGAUAUUUAACUAGAUUAAUGUGAUUGUUAAGUUUAAUCUAUUAUAUAUAUAUAUAUAA